Molecule: messenger RNA, 1180 nt
Organism: Ctenocephalides felis (cat flea)
Lineage: Eukaryota; Metazoa; Arthropoda; Insecta; Siphonaptera; Pulicidae
Exons: 4
Coding region: 110-1180 (356 amino acids)
Source: RefSeq, a predicted model, not a curated record
UAUACCAUAAAUUAAAGAUUUAUUUUUGAGAGGAGAAUUCUUUAAUUUAAAUUAAGAAACAUUGAAAACCUCUAGCUUAAGGCACGUUUGCAGUUGUGAAAUUUGUGUAAUGUGGAAUUUUUCUGACGAAAUGAAAUUACAAGUCGAAAAUUUAAAGAAAAUUAACAUCGAACAUUUUGAAGAUAAAAAUCAAAAUUAUGAAAGAGAAAAGUGGCUUAAACUAAUACAAUGUAUGCAAACUCGAUCAACGAAUUUAAUCAGAACACGACCGAAACUAGUAAAUGAAAAUACUAUUAGAUACUACAAUCAUGCAGUUCAAAAUCAAAUGCAAGUUAAAUAUACUGAGGAAAUUAAUGUACUGAAAAAUGAACCUCAAAUAGAACCAAUUGAAACAUUGAAAAGUCCAGAAAGUUUACUGGACUCCCCAAAUACUGAUUUAAGAAUGAGCGAAGAUAUUGAAAAAGAACAUUUAAAAUUACAAACUUUCACUGAAUGUUUGGACUCGGGAAAAGCUUUAUCUGAAGAUCAAUUAUAUGAAGUGUUCAGAAUUGCUGUAAAUUAUAAUAUUGACAUAAAUCAUAUAAUGGAAAAAAUAAAUGAAGUACAAAAAUCGGAAAAUAUAAAUAUAUUGUAUAAAAUAUUUGCAUCAGUUCAGCCAAAUAAUUCAAUGGUUAAAAGCUUCUUAAAUUCUAUCAUUAAGCCAAGGAUAUUAUUCAAUGAGAAAUCAAGAUGUUUAGAUCAGUGUUUAAUUUCAUGCUUAAAAGAUUUCGCUGAAGAGGCUACCGAUUUGAUUAUAUUGCCCAUUCUCUUAGAUUUAGAUGCUAAAAGGAAGUCCACAUUGUUGACAAUAAACAAUUGUGUUUCUGAUAUUGGAAAAAACUAUAUUUUAAGUGGAUUUGCUGUUCAUAACAUUCUAACGAAGGAACAAAUACCAAUUAUUGAGAAAUUAAUUACAGUUCAUAUGGACACUGACCUAAUAACAAAAGUAAUCCAUUUAAUACAUAAAUUCAAGGAUAUUUUUUCAAAUUUGACAUCAUUCGGUGGGUUCCUUGUGACUUUUACAAAAGCAGUUAUUUCGAAGAUUAAAUCAAAAGACAAAGAAAUAUUAGUAGAAGUCAUAAAAAGCAAUGCAUCAAUUCAUAAAAGAACUCUAAUGGUAAUAAUGAAAAUAAAUGAAUAA